UGACAGAAGCCGAUGACGCACCAAUAUGGCAUGGCUUGUACUUCAUUAGUUUGUUAGUAAUCGGAAAUCAGCAGCCUAACCAUUUUGUUCUGGUCAAUUUUAGCCAAAGUUUUACCAAAUUUAUUGUGAAAAAAUCAAACGAAAAAUUGUCAUGGAAAUUGUCUACGAUGUAUCAUCUGCUGUAGGAGAUGUGAACCAGACCGACAACAUGGUGCCGAUCGAAAUGACAAAUAAAACCGGCACGAAUCUGGCCGAUUUGAAUGAAUAUUGUCUUCUCGAUAUAUUUUCAUGCGAUUAUCUGACUCCGGCCGAUCUGAGCUCAUUGGCAGAUACUUGUAAACGCUUCAAACAAAUAGCCGAGCGUGUGUUUCCAAAGCAGUUUGGCAUUAUAAGUGAAAAAUAUUUGAUCGGCAGGGAAACCUCUGACAGUAAAUCAAAAUACUUUCGUCAAAAAUCUAUCGAAUCAAUUUUGAAGAAUUUCGGCUUCCGUCUUUCAACAUUCAAACUAGACGAGACGAAUGAAGAUGUUGUAAGUUUGAUAGCAAAGUAUUGUAGCAAGGUCCAUUUAACGCGACUUGAAAUCCACGGUAUGAAGAGUAUUGAGGGCGUCAGACUGCAACUGCAAUCGAUUUUUAACCGGCUUCUGAAGCUCUCUGUCAACAACUGUGAUUUCCGUGGUACAUCCCCAGACAUCACUUGUGAUGCACUGAUUGAAUUGAGAAUCACUGAAUCGACUGGUUGCGGUCCAAUUCUCACGAAGACUUUCCCAAAUUUGGAACGAUUCAUAUACCGUUACGAUUCAAUGUGGUCUAAAAUUAGCGACGACAACACCAGCAUCAUCGUAGCAUUCAUCGAAAACCAUAGACACUUGAAGACUCUGCAGUUGAUUGGAUCGUCGAUAUACUGCAACAGCGAACUCGUGGAUGCAAUCGGCAACAGUGGCCAAGAAUUGGAGGUGUUAACCUUACAAAGCUUGAUGAGGCCGAAGAUUUCAUUUGAUGUUCCAAAUCUACUGAGUCUGCCAAAAUUAUGGAGACUUGACCUUGACAUUAACUUUGAAAAUUACAAUCAGAUCAUUGCACUUUUGCAAGCAUCACCGGUAUUGAGAGAGGUCAAACUGUAUUUUGAGGUCGAGAUUCCAGUUCAAGUUUUUGAUAGUCUAGCGCAACAGCAACAUUUACGUGAAUUGAUUUUGUAUUAUUACUCCUUUGAUCGCAUUGAUUGGUCAAUGUUGACUCAACUCAGGAAGCUUGUCCUAUUCACACUAGUCAGUAAAUUUGGUCCGGUCGAUCUCCUCAAGAUAGUAAGACAACUGACAAAUUUGGAAGAAUUGAGAGUUGAUGAUUAUAAGGGUAGUGAUGCGUUUCUUCUAAGCGAAAGGGAUUUUGAUCGAAUUGUUAGAAUAGUUGAACGUAGGUCGAAUGUGCUGACAUUGAAGUGCAGACAUGAAUUUAAGUUGUCGGAAAAUUGUGAAAAAAACCGGAAGGUCAAAUUAUUAAAAAUAAACUAGACGACGAUUGAGUAUUCA
This is a messenger RNA of Bradysia coprophila, 1528 nucleotides long. RefSeq lists its product as uncharacterized. Gene Ontology annotation, molecular function: protein binding. Lineage: Eukaryota; Metazoa; Arthropoda; Insecta; Diptera; Sciaridae. The record is from RefSeq and is a predicted model, not a curated record.